AUGGAUCAAAAUAAACGAACUCAAACAGAAGAAACAAACGAAAAUGAGGAAGAACAAGAACAAGAAAAUCAAGAAUCCCCAAACCCAACGCAAGCGAACGAAAAUGAGGAAGAACAAGAACAAGAAAAUCAGGAAUCUUUAAACCCAACACAAGCGAACGAGAAUGAGGAAGAAAAAGAACAAUCUACAAAUGAAAACAUUGAAAUUAUGGACGAAGAAGACCCGAAUAGAAACGAUGUUCCAGUUGAAGAAAAAAUGACAAGUAACAGGGGUAAAUUUGCGGUGUUGAUGUGGAAAAACUGGAAAUUAGAAAGGCGAAAUCCUUUACAAAUUGCAAUCUCGAUUUUAUAUCCAGUCCUUGUUGUAAUGUUAUUGGUUAUAGUUGCUAUGUUCGCAAAAAUAAAAAAUCACGAUACCAAAAUUUUUGAACCCUUUGAUGUCCUAGGCUUUCCAGCAGGCGCCUCAACAGUUAUAUUAUUUUCCCCUGACAAUAAAGACACUAGAGCUGUAAUGGAUGUAUUUGGCAAAGUAUGGAACGUCACUGGUUCGGAUGAUAUAGACAACGAUUAUAAAAAACAAGAAAACGAGGUUUUAUUCGCAGUGCAAUUUCCUCCAAACUUUUCCACAAAAGAUGAAGAUGUUUCUUUGUCUGUAAGGUUUCCGGCCGAACUCAAAAACUCAAAUGAUAAUUGGAAAACGUAUUUGAAUUAUCCUGUGGACGCCCUAGAAGGACCAAGAGAGUAUGACGAAAAUGCAGGAGCUACACCAAGCUACUUCAAAGAGCAAUUUAUUCAAGCCCAACUAAUGUUGACCUUAUCGCUAAUAGCUCUAAGGAAGAACAAACCUUUAGAUAUUGACCAGCAAAGUAAAGGGGAUGUUUUAAAGUUGAUGCAGGCCGUAAGUGAUGAAACGGAGAUCCCCGAGGUCAAAAUGCAAAGAUUCCCGCAUCCAGCUUGGAAGGAAGCUGCCCUCUUGGGGGUUUUAGUGGAUAUGUUGCCCGUGUGUAUUUGGUGCGGCUUCACUUACAUCUGCAUGAAAACGGUGGAAAUGAUAGUGAAUGAAAAAGAAAACCAACUUAAAGAGGCCAUGAAAAUAAUGGGUUUGCCGAAUUGGCUGCAUUGGACGGCCUGGUUCGUGAAAACCUUUGUACUCAUGUUAAUACCAUUCAUUAUUCUAGUGAUACUACUCAAAAUCAACAUUUUUGUUCGUGCUGAUCCCUCUGUGGUGCUACUGUUUCUUUUGUUCUACGCAUUAUCGACAAUUAUGUUCUGUUUUGCUGUCAGCGUGUUUUUUUCAAGAGCCGAUACUGCAGCAAACAUAGCAAUUCUGGUGUCGGUCAUCUUCAUGGCGCCUUACAUGUUCCUCAAAAAGCAAUACGAUCAGCUGAGUCUGACGGAAAAAACGGCCUUCGCUUUGGGCUACAACACCGCCAUGGGAUACGGGUUUCAAACGAUGGCAAAAUACGAAACCACGGGCGAAGGCAUAGGCUGGAGCAACAUGCAUCUACCUCCAACACCAGGCGAGAAUUUGACGUUGUUACUCAUGAUAGUGAUGUUGCUUGUGGACAGUUUGCUGUACUUUUUGAUCGCGAUGUACUUCGAGGCGAUAUUCCCGGGGGAGUACGGUCUGGCGCAGCCCUUUUAUUUUCCCUUCACGUCGUCCUAUUGGUUCGGGCAACCGAGGAACACCGGGACGGCCAAUCACGAGCCUUCGAACGCGACGCAAGACGAAUUCUUCGAGAAACCUCCUGAUGACUUAAAAGCCGGUAUAGAAAUACAAAACUUAAGGAAAGUGUACAAAAGCAACGUGGCUGUGGAAAAUCUCUCGUUGGACAUGUACCAAAACCAAAUAACGGUUUUGUUGGGCCACAACGGUGCCGGUAAAACCACGACGAUAAGCAUGUUAACCGGUAUGAUACCGUCUACGAGCGGAACCGCUAUCAUUAACGGUUACGAUAUCAGAACGCAAACCAAAAGAGUGAGGGACUCUCUCGGGCUGUGUCCUCAACACGAUAUUCUUUUCGACGAGCUGACUGUAGCCGAUCACAUUUAUUUUUACAGCAGGCUGAAAGGCAUGAGGAAGAAAGACAUAACCAAUGAGAUUGAUAGGUACGUCAGUAUGUUGGAAUUUCAGGACAAGAAAAAUGCAAAAUCCAAAACUUUAUCAGGAGGCAUGAAAAGAAAGUUGUCCGUUGCAAUAGCAUUUUGUGGAAACUCUAAAGUGGUAAUGUUGGAUGAACCGACAUCUGGAAUGGACCCAUCAACUAGAAGAUCGUUGUGGGAACUCAUUCAAAAACAAAAAAAUGGUAGAACGAUUCUUUUAACGACUCAUUUUAUGGACGAAGCAGACCUCCUUGGAGACAGGAUAGCAAUAAUGAGCAGGGGUGUGUUAAAAUGCUGCGGUUCAAGUUUCUUUCUGAAGAAAAAAUUCGGAGCUGGUUAUCACCUGAUUCUGGACAAAUCCGAAAAUUGCGAUGUUCAGAAAGUAACGGAUCUUUUGAGGAACCACAUCCCCGAAAUUGAAGUGCAUAGUAAUGUUGGUUCGGAGUUAACUUAUUUGCUUGAUGAAGAUGAGGCGCCUAAAUUUGAAGAAAUGCUUAAAGAUUUGGAGGAACAUCAAGAAGAAUUGGGUGUUAAUGGUUAUGGGAUAUCAAUGACGACCUUAGAGGAAGUUUUUUUAAAAGUUGGAUCUGAUCAAGUGUUGGUUAAUACUAGUGAAAGCCAAGAAGCCACAAUUCAAAUCUCAUACGCAGGGGAAAGACGCAAAGGAUUUAAAUUGACUUGCAACCAAAUUCGGGCCAUGUUCAUGAAAAAAUUCCUUUCGUCUGUAAGGGCAUGGAUUAUUCUAUUACUUCUGAUUCUGUUGCCGAUUAUUUUUCUGUUGGUUGCCAUUCUAAGCAGCGGCAGACAUCAAGUCGCUUUGCCGGAGUUAAAGUUGAAUUUGGAUAAUUUUGCCUCACCCAAAACAAUCGUGCAAGUCGACGACGAAUCACCAUACUCCAAUACUUUUCUCGAUAUCGUGGGUAGAGAAUCGGAAAUUGAGAAAACCAAGGAUAUAACUGAUACUGCACUUAGAUUGAGAGAAGAAAACAACAAGGAGUUUAAGUUCCAUUACGUAGUGGGGGCAUAUUUCGAAAAAAAAGAUAAACAAUCCAUAAUAAAUGUAUACUUCAACAACGAUCCAUAUCAUUCCCCGGGAAUCGCAUCAUCUUUAGCAUGGGAGACUGUAUAUAAAGUUCUCUCAAGUUGCUCUCAUUGCAGUUUGAAGUUUUCCAACCAUCCUCUACCUUACAACACCAACUCCAUGACGAAGCAAUUUGCGACAGACAGUUUUGGGUCAACCAUGGCCUCCCUAGUGCCCAUCGGUCUUGGAUUUUCCGUCACGUUGGUCAUUGUGUUCGUAAUAAAAGAAAGAAUUUCCAAAUCCAAACACCUUCAACUGAUAUCUGGGGCUGAAGUUUGGAUAUUUUGGAUCACGACGUUUCUAUUCGAUUUUCUGGUGUACUGUUUUAUGGCGGUGCUGUUUGUGACUGUUCUGAGUUGUUUUCAACAACCAGGAUUUUCAACACCAGUUGAAUUAGGCAGACUGUUCGCCCUAAUGCUUUGCUUUGGGGUGGCCAUAUUGCCGCUACUCUACUUGUGCGGAUUUUUAUUCCAAGUUCCAUCGGGUGGUUACACCAACAUGGCCACAAUAAGCCUUAUGAUUAGUUUACUGCCUUUUAUGACCAUACAGUUGUUAACCGCAUUAGGAAACCAAAAAGUAACGAAUAUUUUGCACUAUAUCUUUAUUAUUUUGCCGUAUUACGCUUUGAGUGAUGGGAUAUUGCAAAUAUUUAUGCUGAAUUCCAAGAUUAACGCUUGCUCUGAAUGGGCUAAGCAUGGUAUCAACAUUGCCGACAGCGAAUAUUGCAAAGAUUCUGGUGAUUAUCAUUUCCGCUUCCAAAGACCUGGGAUCGGCCUUAACGUUUUCGUCCUUUUAUUGCUGGGUAGCCUCACACUCCUAAUCCUUCUAAUGUGCGAUUACAAACUAAUAAAACAAAAAAGAAGAACUUCCGGUCCCGCAGAGGUGCCGGACGAAGACAGCGAUGUAUACGAGGAAAAACGGAAAGUUCGAAACGCCACGGAAGACUUGAUCAAGGCAAACACGUUGGUCAUGAAGGACGUCACAAAGUACUACAAAAAAAAACUUGCCGUGAACGGUUUGUGUUUGGCGGCCAAAGGGUACGAGUGCUUCGGGCUGUUGGGGGUCAAUGGGGCCGGAAAAACGACCACUUUUCGCAUGCUGACGGGCGACCUGAAGAUGUCGCACGGUGACGCCUGGAUCAACGGCAAAAGCAUCCGAAGCGAUUUGAAGAACGUCAGGAAGCAUGUCGGUUAUUGCCCGCAAUUCGAUGCCCUUUUGGACAAUCUCACUGCAAGGGAGACGCUUAAAAUGUACGCUUUGAUUCGCGGUGUGCCCGAAAAGGAGUGCAGAGAACUCGUGGAUGGUUUGGCCAGGGAUUUGGAUUUCAGCAAGCAUUUGGGCAAAAAGGUUAAACAGUUGAGUGGAGGGAACAAAAGGAAGCUGAGCACUGCUGUUUCUAUCAUUGGGGACCCGUCUGUCAUUUACCUGGAUGAACCGACCACAGGUAUGGACCCAGUCACGAGAAGAUUCCUAUGGGACGCCUUGUGCAAACUAAGGGACAACGGUAAACUGAUAAUCCUAACCUCCCACAGUAUGGAGGAAUGCGAAGCGUUGUGCACGAGAUUGGCCAUAAUGGUGAACGGCAAUUUCAAAUGCAUCGGCUCCGGUCAGCAUUUGAAAAACAAAUUCGCCAAAGGCUACACGUUAACGAUCAAGGUGAAAAAGCCGCCGGAAAGUGACGGUUUGGAACGUGGCGAUACUCAGCCCAUAGAAGAUUUCGUUGGCGAUAAAUUUCCCAUGGCGACGCUAAGAGAAAGACACCAAGAGUUGCUGACCUAUUACAUUGCGGACACCGCGGACAUUCCUGUGUCGAGAAUGUUUGGAAUUUUAGAGGAGGCCAAACAUAAUGACACUUUAAAUAUAGAAGAUUAUUCUUUGGGACAAUCUAGUUUGGAACAAGUAAGUUUUAGACAGCUAAAGAGCUAA
Brassicogethes aeneus is the source of this 5109-nucleotide messenger RNA. NCBI's taxonomy places the organism in Eukaryota, Metazoa, Arthropoda, Insecta, Coleoptera, Nitidulidae. The record is from the annotation of a GenBank genome assembly.